AUGCUAGAUCGCCCCGAUCGUGCAGGCAGGCGUCGUCCCUUCUCCACCUGGGUCAAGAAGCUCACAAACUUCAAGAGUUCCUCCUCGAGCGAUGGAGGCGGCGUCCGCCUUCCCAGCUCCAAGCGCCAGCAGGCCAAACUACACGCCAAGCUGCGAGCCUCCAAGAAUAACAAUCCCUAUCCCCAGUCUGGCCGGGUAGGCUCAGCCAGCCACGCCGAUGUCGAUGUCGAGACCAGUUCAUAUUCAUUCUCCACCGCCCUCAGCGGCAGCGCAACCUCCAUCGAACGCUCUUCUCGCAUGUCGUCCGAUGAUGGCCGAGCCCCGCCCACAACCGGCGCAAGAUCCAUGGCCCCUACGAUAUCAACAGACCACGAUGGAGCCCCCUCAGUCGUCGCCCCAUCCCACGGCGCUCCCUCGGUUGCCGGAACGAGUCGGACGAUUGGGGGCGUCGAGUCUCCAACCGCCAACAACCUCCUCACCGACAACGCGUCCAUCAUCACUUUGGCGUCGUCGUCUCAACGCCGCCGUCGUCGUUCGCUCGAUACGGACGCCUCGGUCCGCGCCUUGGCCCCCUCUUCGCUCUGGGGCGGCAGCCGGGAAAGUCUCCCUCUCAGCGUCCUCAGCGCCAACAUCGAUCAGGGCGCGGGCAUGCCGACCACCCCGGGCCUCCAUCAAAGCAGUUCACGCAUCGCCAACGCCGAACGAACCAGCAUCUAUUCGGCCACGGGCGUCGCCCCUGCUAUUCCCGGCGAGCGGAAUAGCUUUUACGCGAAGCAGAGCGGCACUGGAGACGGGGCGAGCAUCCGCAGUGGACUUUUGGGGCACGGUCGGGCAGACAGCAUCAGUGGGAGUAUUGGUGGCGUGACAAGUCCGCUGACCAGCCCUCGGGAGGCGUCAGAAAUGGACGACUCUGAGGACAGGGGUGAAGGCCCGAGUCGGGCAAAGAAUGACGAGGAGCGCUAA
Molecule: messenger RNA, 963 nt
Organism: Colletotrichum spaethianum
Lineage: Eukaryota; Fungi; Ascomycota; Sordariomycetes; Glomerellales; Glomerellaceae
Exons: 2
Coding region: 1-963 (320 amino acids)
Source: RefSeq, a predicted model, not a curated record